Molecule: messenger RNA, 384 nt
Organism: Suillus bovinus
Lineage: Eukaryota; Fungi; Basidiomycota; Agaricomycetes; Boletales; Suillaceae
Exons: 3
Coding region: 1-384 (127 amino acids)
Cellular component (GO): Ski complex
Molecular function (GO): protein binding
Source: RefSeq, a predicted model, not a curated record
AUGACAGACAAGAAUUUGUCGAACGGUAAAGUAAAGCUCAGCGACAGCGAUUUAAUCGGCAAUAUCUUCAUGGCCGCAGGACACGAGGUACUACAUCCCCUAGAUACUUUUGCCUGGCUGGACGAGGGUAUGGACGAAGGUGAUGGCGCGGCUUCGGGAAAGUAUCUUCCGACAAACGCGUGGGCAUGGAAGGCUCUUGGUGUUGUGGACCUGAUAAGGAGGAACUAUGCGGAAUCCAUCAAGGCUUUUCAAGUGGCACUCCGAGCGGACGUCGAUGACCAACUCCCAUGGUUGAGACUUGGUGAAGCCUGCAGUAAAGCCGGUCGUGGUGUGGCUGCCCUUAGAACACUUGGUCGAGCUCACGAGCUCCGACCGGACGAUUAG